Messenger RNA from Humulus lupulus (European hop), 1245 nucleotides. Its product is annotated as equilibrative nucleotide transporter 3-like. NCBI's taxonomy places the organism in Eukaryota, Viridiplantae, Streptophyta, Magnoliopsida, Rosales, Cannabaceae. The record is from RefSeq and is a predicted model, not a curated record. The transcript is spliced from 9 exons. Gene Ontology annotation, molecular function: nucleoside transmembrane transporter activity. Gene Ontology annotation, cellular component: plasma membrane. The coding region runs from base 1 to 1245 and encodes 414 amino acids. Gene Ontology annotation, biological process: nucleoside transmembrane transport.
AUGACGAAGACUGUGGAUGAAACCGGGGAUUCGUUCAGGCAUCAGGGAAAGAAUACAGCCAUAGUAGUAUGUUGGUUUCUGGGACUGGGCUCUCUUGUGGCGUGGAACAGUAUGCUGACCAUUGGAGAUUACUACUAUGCAUUAUUCCCGGAUUACCAUCCUUCUAGGGUGCUUACUCUUGUCUAUCAACCGUUCGCUCUUGGAACAAUGAUACUACUAGCAUACAAUGAAGCCAAGAUUGACACUAGAAAGCGCAAUUUGUGUGGAUACACUCUCUUCUUCGCAAGUACCUUGCUGCUCAUAGUUGUUGACUUGGUCACAUAUGGCAAGGGAGGAUUGGGACCUUAUAUAGGCAUAUGUGGACUUGUAGCUGCUUUUGGGGUGGCAGAUGCCCAUGUUCAAGGUGGAAUGGUUGGAGACUUGGCUUUUAUGCUCCCUGAAUUCAUGCAGUCCUUCUUCGCUGGCUUGGCUGCAUCAGGCGUUUUAACAUCUGGUUUGAGGCUAGUCACUAGAGCGGCCUUUGACAAAACUGACCAUGGUCUUCGAAAGGGUACUUUGUUAUUUCUUGCAAUCUCUGCAUUGUUCGAGUUCAUAUGCAUUUUACUCUAUGCAUUUAUCUUUCCAAAGCUACCAAUAGUGAAACACUUCCGGAGUAAAGCAGCUUCACAAGGAUCAAAAACCGUGAAAGCUGAUCUCGCGGCCGCCGGUGUCCAAACACAAGAAGGCCAAGUUGAUGAAGUAAGGAUGACCAACAAGCAAUUACUACUAGAGAACAUCGAUUAUGCUAUUGGUUUGUACCUGAUUUAUAUCCUCACAUUGUCCAUCUUUCCCGGUUUCCUCUAUGAAAAUACAGGAAAACACCAGUUGGGCUCAUGGUAUCCACUAGUAUUGAUGGCAAUGUACAAUCUAUUGGAUUUUAUAUCAAGAUACACUCCCCUUGUGAAGUGCUUAAAUAUUGAAUCAAGAAAGGGUCUCAUGGUGGCGAUUCUUGCUCGUUUCUUGUUCAUCCCAGCAUUCUACUUCACAGCCAAAUAUGGUGAUCAAGGAUGGAUGAUCUUGCUUACUUCACUAUUAGGGUUAACCAAUGGUCAUCUCACUGUUUGUGUUCUUACAGCUGCACCAAAAGGUUACAAGGGUCCUGAGCAAAAUGCCCUAGGUAAUAUCCUAGUGGUGUUUCUUCUUGCAGGCAUAUUUUCAGGUGUUUCUGCUGAUUGGUUGUGGCUCAUUGGUAAUAGCUCAUUUUAA